Molecule: messenger RNA, 1987 nt
Organism: Phyllostomus discolor (pale spear-nosed bat)
Lineage: Eukaryota; Metazoa; Chordata; Mammalia; Chiroptera; Phyllostomidae
Gene: PLPPR1
Product: phospholipid phosphatase related 1
Exons: 8
Coding region: 418-1395 (325 amino acids)
Biological process (GO): signal transduction; phospholipid dephosphorylation; phospholipid metabolic process
Molecular function (GO): phosphatidate phosphatase activity
Source: RefSeq, a predicted model, not a curated record
CAGCCUUUUGCUCCUUCCUUUCAUUAAACAAACAGAUCUUGAAACCUGGACCCUGUGUAAGCCGCAGCACCAGGAGGAAGCAGAGGCAGAGGCAGAGGCAGAGGCAGAGUACGGGAUGGGCGCCGAGGGGGAUCUGUGAUCCCGCGCACCCCCACCCCACGCGCGCGCGCGCACACACACACACAUACAUACACAUUCGCACUAACACACACUCGUCCACGCCCGCGCCGCACGCUAGCCGGCUCGCUCUCCCACGCAGGCGGAAUGCAGCAGAGCCCCGCGAGCGUGUCUCCGGCCGCUGCCUGAAUGCACCUAGCUCCCGGGAGCCGGACGGCCCAGUAGGGCGCACCGGAGGACGCUCCGCCACCAGAGCCUGGACAGUUGCAGACGGUGCAGCCUUGCUACAUGGUGUAAGAAAUGGCUGUAGGAAACAACACUCAGCGAAGUUAUUCCAUCAUCCCGUGUUUUAUAUUUGUUGAGCUUGUCAUCAUGGCUGGGACAGUGCUGCUUGCCUACUACUUCGAAUGCACUGACACUUUUCAGGUGCAUAUCCAAGGAUUCUUCUGUCAGGACGGAGACUUAAUGAAGCCUUACCCCGGGACAGAGGAAGAAAGCUUCAUCACCCCUCUGGUGCUCUAUUGUGUGCUGGCUGCCACCCCAACUGCUAUUAUUUUUAUUGGUGAGGUAUCCAUGUAUUUCAUAAAGUCAACUAGAGAAUCCCUGAUUGCCCAGGAGAAAACGAUUCUAACCGGAGAGUGCUGUUACCUGAACCCCUUGCUCCGGAGGAUCGUACGAUUCAUAGGGGUAUUUGCAUUUGGGCUUUUUGCUACUGACAUUUUUGUAAACGCCGGACAAGUAGUCACUGGGCACCUAACGCCGUACUUCUUGACGGUGUGCAAGCCAAACUACACCAGUACAGACUGCAGAGCCCACCACCAGUUCGUCAACAACGGGAACAUCUGUACCGGGGACCUGGAAGUGAUCGAAAAGGCUCGGAGAUCCUUUCCCUCCAAACACGCUGCCCUGAGCGUUUACUCCGCCUUAUACGCCACGAUGUACAUCACAAGCACAAUCAAGACCAAGAGCAGUCGACUGGCCAAGCCAGUGCUGUGCCUCGGGACCCUCUGCAUGGCCUUCCUGACGGGCCUCAACCGGGUCUCCGAGUACAGGAACCACUGCUCCGAUGUGAUCGCAGGCUUCAUCCUGGGCACUGCCGUAGCCCUGUUUCUGGGAAUGUGUGUGGUCCAUAACUUUAAAGGAACGCCAGAAUCUACUUCCAAACCCAAACCCGAGGAUCCCCGUGGAGUGCCCCUAAUGGCUUUCCCAAGGAUAGAAAGCCCGCUGGAAACCUUAAGUGCACAGAAUCACUCCGCUUCCAUGACCGAAGUUACCUGAGACGGCUGCUGUGUCACAAGCUGUUUUUUUUCAAUCACCCUCCAAUUCGAUACUUCAAGACACACAGUUACGCAAUGUCAAACUGUGAAGACAAGUAUUAUGUUUAUCUAGUUAGAGGCUAAUGUUUUGUACAUUUUUGUAUGAGGAAGUGAUGUAGCUUGCCCUGAUUACUAUUUUUUUUUUUGGUCAGCUUUCAUAUAUUCAUGCCAGAAUUUCAAACCAACAAAAUUUUCUUCUUGUUCAAGUGUGCAUUGAGGAACCACAUUUAUUCAACCAUGGAUGUUGUUUUGUGAUAUUUGUACACAAACCUUCUUUUUGCAGUUUUAUAAACACAGAAAUAAAACUAGUAUAACAAUUCACUUUGAUCUUUUAUCACCACAGUUGCUGCCUCCUUCAGAAUUUUUGAAUAUCCCUGAAAGUUAACUUUUGAGUUUCGGGGAGGACAAUGUUGGUUAAUGGAAAAUCUCAAAAUCAAUUGUGCAGAAGCAAUAUUACUUUCAACAGGAACCUUGUGUUCUGCUCUCUGCACAUGUCAUUGCAUUCUAAGUUCAAGUGCAAUGUUAAUGCAGUCACCUAGUUACACAAGUGGCAG